Molecule: messenger RNA, 971 nt
Organism: Corticium candelabrum
Lineage: Eukaryota; Metazoa; Porifera; Homoscleromorpha; Homosclerophorida; Plakinidae
Product: probable transcriptional regulatory protein Kole_1935
Exons: 6
Coding region: 15-833 (272 amino acids)
Cellular component (GO): mitochondrion
Source: RefSeq, a predicted model, not a curated record
UCUAAUUUCUAGAGAUGGAUUUAUUUCGCCGAAGUUGUUGCAUUUUUCGUCCUCUAGCAUGUCGUCGGUGGCCUGAUUUGACAUUUUAUCGGUUCUCGGGUCAUAACAAAUGGUCAAAGAUCAAACAACGCAAAGAAAGUGCAGAUAUCCGGAGAUCCAAAGUUAUUGCAAAAUUGGUUCGGGAAAUUCGAGCUGCAGUGAGAGAAGGUGGUGCAGACGUCAAUCACAAUCUUCAACUCGCCAGCUUAGUGUCUAGAGCUCAGGAAAUGGAUAUUCCUAAAGCAACAAUACAGACAGCUAUCGGCAACGCUGCUGGUGGUCGGGGUGAAGGGGAGAAGAUGAUGGUUGAAGCUCGUGGCCAGACAGGAUAUGCUUUGUUGAUUGAAACUGUAACUGACAACAAGCAAAGAACUAGAUACGAAAUCCAACGUAUUCUAGUCAAGAAUGGAGGAACUGUUCGUGAACAAGGCUCAUCCUUGUACUCAUUUGCUCCCAAAGGAGUGAUCACCAUUAAUGGAAAUGACAUUGGACAGAACACAGAGCCAUUUGAAGUUGGGAUAGAGGUUGGUGCUGAAGAUGUGAGUGUAGAAGUCACAGAAAAAGAAAACAUAGUCCAGUUCCUUUGUGAAGCUAAUCAGUUGAAAAAGAUGAAGGAAAAUAUAGAAAGUACAGGACUACAGACAAAGUCUGUAGCACUGGUUUAUGUCCCACAAAACACUGUGGACUUAUCUAGUACAGAAACGGAGAAAGCAGUUAAACUGAUUGAUGCAUUGGACGAUCAUAAUGAUGUUGUUAAUAUUUUUGACAAUAUUGCAAAAGGUAAUAACUCUUGAAUCCUUCAAUUAAUAGAGGCAACAAAUUAUUAAAGCGAUGAGCGCAUGCUCAGUGAUUUAGAAUAUCAUAUAGUGUGGAUGAUAGUUUACGUUGUGGGAUUUCUAGACGAUCAACAAAGUUUGGUUGAAAUUUGAUGG